Manihot esculenta (cassava) is the source of this 2465-nucleotide messenger RNA. Its product is annotated as long-chain-alcohol oxidase FAO1. Lineage: Eukaryota; Viridiplantae; Streptophyta; Magnoliopsida; Malpighiales; Euphorbiaceae. Gene Ontology annotation, molecular function: long-chain-alcohol oxidase activity; flavin adenine dinucleotide binding. The transcript has 3 exons. Bases 60 to 2282 code for a protein of 740 amino acids. The record is from RefSeq and is a predicted model, not a curated record.
CCCCAGCAGCAAGAGAAAAGAGAACUCGAUAGAGAAAGAUAAAGAGAGAAACAAGAGAGAUGAAGAAGCAGUGGCAUACGUUGUUGAGAGGAGGGGAAGGAAAGAGAGAACACAAACAUCGUUUGUUUUCGGCAGAAAUGAAGACACUGGCCAGCAUAUGUGAGACUGUGUUGCCUCCAAUUUCUAUUCAGGAAAAUGAAACCCCACCAAGCAAGCCUGUGCAGGACUUCUUUGCAGCUUCUGGAUUUCAGGCCCCUUUGCCUGACGAGAUUGCAGAGCUGAUAAGUCAGAGGGGUUUAAUAGAAAUACUGAUAGCAAUGAGACUGGUAUUGUUGAUGCUUUCAACAAAAAUUGGGACAGUUUUGCUUUGUGGAACGCUUUGUUUAAGGAAGAAUUGGCCUUACAUCAACACUUUCUCAGGCAUGUCCUUGACUGACAGAGAAAAAGUAUUGCAGAAAUGGUUCAGACACUGGUUUUUCACACCCAUCAGACUUACCUUCAUCCUCCUCAAGGUGGCCUGCCUUUAUGUCUUCUUCAGUCGGGCGAACGAAGAUGGCGAGAAUCCAGCAUGGGAAGCCAUUGACUAUAGGAUAGAAGAAGAUAUGAGUCCAAAUGAAGGUCCAAAGGAGAGGCCUCUCGAGGAAGGAAUAAUAGAAACUAUGCGUGAAAAUGAUUCAACUCUUCUCCACAACCUUGCCCAAAAAGGCCUCAGAGUUACGAAAUAUCCAAGAAACAACCUGUGCAAAAUCAAUUGUGAUGUUGCCAUUGUUGGCUCUGGCUGUGGCGGGGGUGUUGCUGCCGCUAUGCUUGCAACUUCCGGCCAGAAGGUGGUUGUUCUUGAGAAAGGAAACUAUUUCACUGCUAAGGAUUAUUCUGGUCUGGAAGGCCCUUCCCACAAACAGCUAUAUGAAUCAGGGGGGAUCCUUCCAACUGCUGAUGGGAAAGUGAUGAUUUUGGCAGGAUCAGUAGUUGGAGGAGGCUCUGCCAUUAACUGGUCUGCAUGUCUCAACACACCAAAGCCUGUGCUUAAGGACUGGGCUGAGAAUCAUAAACUUAAGCUUUUUGGAAGCUCUGAGUAUCUUGCUGCCAUGGAUGCUGUCUGUGAGAGAAUUGGAGUUACGGUGAACUGUAAAGAGGAGGGAUUUCAAAAUCAAGUACUUAGAAAAGGGUGUCAGAAACUUGGACUUGAAGUCAAUCCAGUACCUCGAAAUUCCUCGGAGACGCAUUACUGUGGAAGCUGUGGUUACGGUUGUAAACAAGGAGACAAGAAGGGGAUCGAUUCUACAUGGCUGGUUGAUGCUGUUAAACAUGGUGCAGUAAUCAUAACAGGUUGCAAGGCGGAGAGAUUCAUUUUGGAAAAAAACAAGAGUGGAAGUAAAAAGAAAAAGAAAUGCUUGGGAGUGAUGGCAAAAUCAUUGAGCAAUGACAUUCAGAUGAAGUUGCAAAUUGAGGCAAAAGUAACAAUCUCAGCAUGCGGAGCUCUUCUUACGCCUCCUUUAUUGAUCACUAGUGGACUGAAGAAUCCAAACAUCGGUCGAAACCUUCAUCUUCACCCCGUUUUAAUGACCUGGGGUUACUUUCCCGAAUCAAAUGCAGAGUUCAAGGGGAAAUCAUAUGAGGGAGGAAUAAUUACAUCAGUUCAUAAUGUGCUCUCAGAAGACUCUACUGUCAGGGCCAUCAUAGAAAAUCCUCAACUAGGGCCAGCAUCUUUUGCUUCAUUGGCUCCUUGGGAGUCUGGACUUGACAUAAAGACCAGAAUGGUUAGAUACUCAAGAACUGCUCACAUGAUUACAAUAAUCAGGGAUCGGGGGUCUGGUCAAGUUAAGGCGGAAGGAAGGAUAAGUUAUAAUUUAGAUGCAUUAGACAAAGAAAACCUCAAGGCUGGGCUACGACAAUCACUGAGGAUUUUAGUAGCUGCAGGGGCUGUCGAAGUCGGUACACACCGAAGUGAUGGCCAGAGAAUCAAAUGUGAAGGGAUUGGUGAAGAAGAGCUGGAAGAAUUUUUAGACACAGUUUAUGCAGCUGGAGGGCCAUUAACACCAGUACAGGACUGGAUGGUCUAUACUUCAGCCCAUCAAAUGGGGAGCUGCAGGUUGGGGAUUAGUGAAACAGAAGGUGCAGUUGAUGAGAACGGGGAGACUUGGGAAGCAGAAGGCUUAUAUGUUUGUGAUGCAAGUGUUCUUCCGAGUGCCAUCGGAGUGAACCCCAUGAUCACUGUCGAGUCCACAGCUUUCUGUCUCUCAAAGAGAUUAGCCGAGUCUGUUAAGGAGAGAACAGUCUAGCAUUUAGUGAAUCCUCAAACUUUGCACUUAUAUGGUAAUGUUUUCUCCGUUCUAGGCUUUGUGUUUAUAUAGGAUGUCCAAUUCUGAUGUUACCUUUCAGAUGCCUGUGUGUGUGUGUUUGUUUUUUGUUUUUUUUCCCUUCCUUGUCAUGUAAGUUGAAUAAAAAAAUACUCAGUUUGUGAA